CUGAGGGUACGAGACGCUGUCUUAAAGCAAAGGGUCCACGCCUGAGACCUGAGACCAAGACCCACCUUUGGACAUGUUCCUCUCUGCUCCCCUCAGCUGGUGGCACCCAUAUAGGCGUGGUCUGGCCACAGGGCCUGGCCCUGUCGGAGGGGAGGUCAGGGGUAGGAGCACAGUGCGGGAAGAGGGGUUCAACCAGUCUGUCCAGCUUUUUCUGGAACCCCAAACUCUGAGGGCGACAAGGAAACUUGUCACCCUCCAGACUGGAGAAAAGUCCCAGCAGACUCUGUCCACCUUCAUCUGGAAGAAAGAAGCCUACACUUCUCCCGGGCGGGGCAGCAACCCGGCUCCCCGUGCAGCCGGCCGUCCCUCCAGACCCACCCGUGGGCUUUCUGCAGCUCAGGAAUCACUGGACCAGAAACCAGAAGACUCAGCAGCCAUCCAACCCAGAAACUAUGAAGUCCCAGGUCUGCUGAUCCAACUCUACUAGACCGUAAACAUGGAAGUCGCUCAAGGAUCUUUUCUUGGACCUCCCUGCUUUCUCUCUGCACCCUCGCCCUGGGGCAUGACAUGCACCCCUUUGGCCUCGAUGAUCACUGAAGGACUGAUGGCUGUCCCAUCUGGGCCUCCAGCUUACACCUGAGCUCCAGAUUGAGAAAUCCCUGCUUGGAUGGCCCCCAUACUUCUCAAACUCCACAGAUCCAAGGCUCAACUUUUCAUCUGCAUCUUGUCCUUGCAAAUGGCAGCCCCAUCCACCUGGGAUAAUACUUACCUGACUCUCUUUCCC
Messenger RNA from Neomonachus schauinslandi (Hawaiian monk seal), 784 nucleotides. RefSeq lists its product as uncharacterized. The record is from RefSeq and is a predicted model, not a curated record. The coding region runs from base 74 to 487 and encodes 137 amino acids. The transcript has 3 exons. Lineage: Eukaryota; Metazoa; Chordata; Mammalia; Carnivora; Phocidae.